Molecule: messenger RNA, 1449 nt
Organism: Brenthis ino (lesser marbled fritillary)
Lineage: Eukaryota; Metazoa; Arthropoda; Insecta; Lepidoptera; Nymphalidae
Source: the annotation of a GenBank genome assembly
AUGCUAGUGACAGUAAAAAUAUCGAAAAUGAACGCAGAACUUGUCAAAAAACUGCUGGACGUCCGACCUAUUUACAACGGUAUCAAAAAGAAAUACUCACAAAAGAUCGAGGAUAUUUUUAAAUUUUAUAAAGAAGACGAGUGCCAUGCGAAUAACAAAUACAGGGUUUUAGAAGAAAACGAUUAUGACAGGUUCAUCAGUAAGAGAGCCAUGAUCAGGCAGCCGUCGUUAACGAGACACAUCACAUCCAUGGGCUACAAAGUCGGAAAAGAGAUGUUUUCUCUAGCAGAGGGAAUGCCUAACGAGGCCAUAUUCCCGUUCACACGGCUAGAGCUCACUACCCGGAGUGGAGGCAGCUUGGUCUUAGACGAGAAAGACCUCGCAUCCGCUCUACAAUACAUACCUUCACAAGGUCUUCCUUCACUUCUCACUGAGAUACGCCAGUUCCAACAAGAACUACAUCGGCCGCCGCCCAUUCCAGGGUCCCGCGACGUGAUCGUGACCAACGGCUCGCAACAUGGCAUUUACCAAUGUGUGGAGUUGCUGGUCAACGAUGGUGACCCCGUCAUUACUACCGAGUAUUCGUAUACUGGGUUCUACAGCUCUCUGCGUCCCUACAAUCCAGAAAUUAUCGGUAUACCAGAAGACGAACACGGUUUGGUUCCUGAGACACUGGAAUCUAUAUUAAAUAAUAGGUUAGCUUGCGGCUUGAAGAUGCCUAAAAUGAUGUACCUCAUCCCCACUGGAAAUAACCCCACGGGGACUGUGAUCCCUGAAGACAGGAGAAGGAUUAUAUAUGAAUUGGCUUGCAAAUACGACUUCAUAAUUGUAGAAGACGAUCCUUAUAUGUUCCUGAAUUAUGAUGGGAAUGUUCCCCCAUCGUUCAUAUCGAUGGACGUCUGUGGGCGAGUCAUACGUCUGGACUCGUUCUCCAAAGUGAUCAGCGCCGGGCUCCGCGCCGCAUGGAUGACUGCACCAUCUGCACUUCUUCAUCGUGCAGAACUGCAUGCUCAGGCAGAGCUUUUGCACUCUAACAGCUUGGGUCAGGCAAUACUGUUCCGUCUACUGUCCAACCGUAACGCCCUGGCGUCACACUUGCAUUCUACACGCUCCUUCUACGAGCUACGACGUAGCGCGCUGAGUGCAGCGCUACGCGGCGUAGAAGGUCUGGCUGAGUGGGUCGAGCCGAGCGCCGGCUUGUUCCACUGGCUGCACGUGCGAGGCGUCGAGGAUGUCUACAACAUGGUUUUCCACACAGCGUUGCAACGCGGCCUCAUGCUGAUCCCGGGACAUGCUUUCCUCUACGACACUCGCGCCCCCUGCCAAUAUAUACGACUCGCCUUUAGCAAAAUAAAAUUGGAAGAUAUGGAACCCGCAGUUGGACAUCUAGCGGAUAUUAUAAGACUUGAACAAAAACUGAAACAAACGAGGCGGGUUGCUACUGAGGGA